GUUACUACUGUCUCGCGUACAGCAAUUUCCUUUCCGCGUGGACGUAACGUUGUGUGUUCAUUCGGUCCGAUAUUUAAUCCAUUUCGCGUGACGCAGUUGUAUCUCCUCUAGAUAGACAAUAACAAUAAUAUUUCCACUUUGUUUUCAUCUGCAAACCCGCAGACCAACUUGCCGUCCAACCGCCAUGUUUAAUUUCAAAUUCCACGUCUCGCGCAUUAACCUGAAAGACAAGUGUGUGCGUGUGCCGAUUUGUUGACAUAAAAACGUCAAACACGUCUUCCAUGAAACGUAUAGUGCGGUACUUUUUGCAAUUUUGUGUAUUAAAGGAAUUACAAUAUAGUACAAGUUGGAAAUCGUUCCAUAAUUUUCGUGAUCUUCAAUCAAUUUUCAAACUGUUUUAUCGAUGUUACAAGUUCGCGAUUGACCGUCAAUGUGGCGCCAAAACAGGAGAAGGCUAUGUUAUAAAAACGGAUAUAUUCAAAGGACGAUGACUAUUUAACGUCAAGUUCAGUGUUUACAAUAAAAUAGUUACUACGAUAUUUGUGAUACAGUUUUUACGUCGGAUUCUAUUAAAACGUGUUUAUUACGAACCACGGGUUUCGUGCCGAUUAUGGUGUUAUGGUUAUCAGUUUCAUUUGACAUUUUUUCUUUCCCGUUUGUGAAUAUUCAUCCAUGGUACAUUACUUCAAGAUUGUUGUAUUCCCGUUGUAAAAGGAAACGGACGAAAGAGGGUGGAAUGAGGAGAUUCAUCCGGUGACCUCGUGCCACGCGUGGUAAUGCUACUGGCAAGUGGUGCUUCAAUACCGACCAUCGCCGGUACCGUUGAGGAGGAGGAAGAAUAUGCACGUAGCGAGGCGAACAGCGCACACUACGAUGGCUAUAUUACCGAUCAUACUGAUCUUGCUUCCGAAAUCGACAUCGAUGAAUCCGAAUACAGGCGGGAACUUCUCAACGACAAAUGGCGGAUGCUGUUUGAUAAGUUUGAUCCCGAGGGUUUUGGCGAGAUACCGAUGGAGGAUUUUUUGGUGGCUUUGAAAAGUCCCGAAUGGAAAACCGAAAUACCAGCAAAUAAACGGGAUAUUCUUCUUACCAGAGCAAAGGAAUCGCGUGUCCAGGCGGUGACGUUCCAGGAUUUCGUCAAUGUGAUGAGUGGAAAACGAACUAGAAGCUUCAAAUGCGCGGUUCACCAUCGUGACCGUGAGGUGUGCUCGGAAAACGAUUUUCAUCUACUCGUACACGAGCCUCCUCUAUUCCGCAGGAUGGUCCGCAUGAUCGGCGAUGAAUUCCUUACGGAGGAAAGGGACCGGAAAUACUACGCUGAUCAUUACACCUGUUGUCCACCGCCUCUCUUUAUCAUCCUCAUCACCCUCGUGGAGCUGGGUUUCUUCACAUAUUACACAGUGGCGAUGGGAGAAGUGAAUCCUUCUGGGCCAGUACCAAUCGACAGUGUCUUCAUUUAUAGACCAGACAAACGUCUCGAGCUCUGGAGGUUCGCGUUCUACAUGUUCCUUCAUGCUGGGUGGCUUCACCUGCUAUUUAACCUAGGAGUACAGGUGGUCGUGGGACUUCCCCUGGAAAUGGUUCAUGGAAGUCUGAGGAUUGCAGCGGUUUAUAUGGCUGGAGUUCUUGCCGGUUCUUUGGGUACUUCGGUGUUCGACACAGAUGUAUAUCUCGUUGGGGCUAGUGGCGGCGUUUAUGCACUUCUCGCUGCUCAUCUGGCUAACGUCCUCCUCAACUAUAACAACAUGGAGUUCGGCAUAGUUCGAUUAAUCGGCAUCUUUGUCAUCGCGAGCGCCGACGUAGGGUUCGCGAUCUACGACAGAUACGCUGCCGAACAAAUGGGUCCUCCAGUUUCGUACGUGGCACACCUGACCGGUGCGUUGGCGGGCUUGACGAUCGGGCUCCUGGUGUUGAAGAACUUCGAGCAACGACUCCACGAGCAAUUGCUCUGGUGGGUGGCACUCGGCGUGUAUGCAGCCUGCACGAUCUUCGCGGUUAUGUACAAUCUCAUGCAUCCGGAUUAUCCAUGACGCGAGGUCAGCUUCGCGUACGGUCAACCGCGAAACACGUAACGCGAAGCUGAAUAACAACGAACAAAGGAGAAAACUGUAAAUGAGCGAAGAAGAGUGAGCGAAGAACGAGUCAGAUGAUGAAUAGAGGAAGAUCGUCGAGGCCGCAAACCCGGUGAAGAUUCGGUGAAUAAAUGGAAAACGUUUGGUACGAAUAUAUUUAAUUCGCCUACGAAUGGAUCCUGAAGAAAAGAGAAGCUUUAUUUAGAAACGCGAAGAAAGGAAGCCUCCGCAUCGUCGAUACGAUCGGUUGUACGGGCAACUGAUGAUUUUCCUGUAAAGAAAAAGAACUAAAUGGAAAGAAAUAGUGAAAUAUUUUUGACAAGUGAAUGUUAUUUGUGCGGUCACCCUUUUUGCCACGGUAUCUCAUCGAGCGAAGAAAAUUGCGAACGGGAUGCAAAAGACAAUUGAUAAGAUUUUUUUCUAUGCUCUAUAGCGGCGCACGAGAAGGUUUAAAAUGCUUUUUCUUGGACUUAAGAUGAUUUAGAAUGCGAAUUAAUUAUGAAAAUUAAAUCAGUUACGAUGAAAAAGGAAAAAGGAGAAGAAUUUUUCAAAUGAUUACAGACUAACCGUACAAAAGAUAAUAUUAUUCUCUGAAAUGUUAUCAGCAUUAAAAGAUAAGGAAGGAUUAAUAUUUGAAGCAAAGUGAAAGAGCGUGAGCGAUGGAAAAUGAAAGAAGACAAUCCGAUUACAGAAAUGAUAGACAGAAAAUGUUCCUAGAGACCAUGAAGAUAAACUAGAAAAUGUAAUAGCCCUUGAUUCGGAUCGAAGAAAAAUAAAAGCGCCAGAAAUGGGAAUACAAAGAGAAACAGAAUAGCCGAGAUAAGGAAUGAAGCUGGAAAAAGAACUGUGAAAGGAAAUUAGAUCGUUUAUUCGUAAAGAAACUUCAUGAAGUAUCGCCUUUCCUCGUUGGAAUAACUGCGCAAAAUCGAUUCGCAUAAAGAAACGGAAAUUUCAGCGUCAGAUUUAAACCUAGAAAAAAAAUAAACAAAAUCGAAAAUUGAAGAAGAUCGCGAUUAAAAAAGUGAAUCGAAUCAUUCGAGUGAAGAAAAGUGUUUAAAAAUUGAAAAAUCGAUCCCUUCUUUUCGAGCGCUCAUUUCUCCACUUUCCCAGUGAAAAGAAAAAACCAAAGAAUCAAAAUACCUCAGGGAAUCCGUUUUCGGAAUCCACUAACGUUCAAAGCAAAAGUCAUCCGCGAAACGUUCCGUCGAGCAGGAAGUAGGAGCGGAGGAGAGCGAUGACUUGGUCUCAGCUGGACGAGAGGAAGAGCAAGAGGCCAGGACCCUUCUUUCGGCGCAUUUUCUCGUUUAUCGGCCGCUCCGGGGCACGAAGAAACCAAAGAAUCCUACCGAACGUCUUCACCUUUGUCCUCUUCGAUUCAACUUUCCAAAAGGAUCCGAACUCAACCGAAUUUCUUUCCAAAUUCAACCGAGAACGAAAGACUAGGAGCGAUGUAGGCAAAAUGCUUCGGGAAUCCUUCGCGAUGCCUAGGAAACGCAAAACUGCUAAAGGAGUGAAUACGAUCAAUCGUUUUUGGUCAACGGAUAUUUUAUUUUGAGGAAAACGAAAAAAGGAUGAUCGUCCUAAGUAAUGUAAAUGGAGAAUUCCUUUUGAUAAUUUUCUUCCCUUGGUCAUCGCGAAUCGCUCAAAAACAAAGUAUUGUCACAACUAAGGGAAGUAUGCGAAAACCGUUGACGAAGGGUACUCGAAAAAGCUGGCGAUAAGGGAUCGACGAAAAGGAGGGACGAUCUUCGACGAUAAUUCGAAAUGGAAAAGAUGGAAGGACGUGGAAGACGGAGUCUAAUGAUACUCACGCGAGCUGCCUUCGUUAAUCUCCGGGACAUUUAAAUAAUAAUCGCAACGCUUGUUGCUCGAUUUGCAUGUCCGGACAAAAUCGUUCGAUCGCCUCGUCUUUAACGUGGCGAACGAUCGAGCUGCGCAAGCCUGUAUACCGUUGUAAAUAAUUCUGUACAUAGUCGAGACGAAGAGCGCGCACCUGUAUCGCAAGCGCGUGGGUUCUUCGUCGCGUGUACGUGCGAGAAUGCCUGUGUGCGCGCGAAUACUAAGCGGAAAAAUAAUUAGCGUGCGGGACCGAAUGAAAUCGGUUAGUCGCAUGAUCUAGUCCGAUAAUCGUGAGAUGUAUGAUUGCUCGUAUACACAAAGAAACAAAGAGGAAUAUUUUGAAUUCGGUGUCUUGCGGACUAGCACAUUUCUUUUGGUUAAACUUUGUUUUAAAGAACACAAAAUUAUUAACCUUUUUAUUUUUCAUCUGAUAGUUUUUGAUGUGCAGAAUCCAAAAAUGUGAUUCUUAACUUCAGGAUUCUAGCGGUUUAAAAGUUGUACGUAUUUAAAGUCGAGCAUUUUUAGCGUAUCUUGUAGGUUAGUAUGACGCCAUAUUGCUUCUAUCCGUAAUGUGAUUGGUCCACGGAGUCGGAUAUCAGAAUGGUGUCGAAAACCUAACCUAACCCAAAGCGCGCAAAGUACGUGUAGAUAGAUAUUUGAAUUAUUCCGCCAAAAGGAGCACCAGCUACGUGCUUCUGUCUGCAGAUAGCAACAUUCAUUGGACAAAUCAUGGAGAGAAACCAAUAUGGCGUCAAACUAACCUUCAAAUUAUGUUAGAAAUGCUCAAAUUUACGUAUGUAUAACUUUUGAACCACCGAAUUUCUAGAGUUAAGAGUUGCAUUUUUGGAUUCUACACAUCGAAAACUAUUAAAUAGCAAACAAAAAGGUUAAUAAUUUUAUGUCCUUCAAACCAAAGUUCAGCCUUUUUUUCUUGUAAAAAUCUAUUAAUAGGAAGCGAAUGGGCAAAAUAAUUUAUUUUCUUUCCUAUCUCCGUGGAACAGACCUUUAUCUUGAGGGUUCAUUUUCAAUUGAGUCUUGUUGCACAGGUUUUGGUAUGGUUAGGUUAGGAAGAUCAUUGCGUUUGGUAAAACGACCGGUAGAGGGACACGCGUUGCCUGUUCGUAUUCCUAGCGGCACGAUCUAAAACUACUACUAUUUAUUAAUAUUUCUCCAGUGAUUUCUAUCUCGUUGGUUUCGUCUUCUCUUUUUUCUACUCGUUUAUUCUCGUGUCCAGGAGAAGGUUUUCGAUCGAAUGUCUUUACUUGCAAUCUAUUCCUGAUGCUAGCAUACAUAAUCUUCGUACAAAGUUGAUCAAUGAAAAUUGACGAUCGUUUAUCUUUAUCGUCGUAUUUUCAUCGUUCAGUCCCCCGUACGGAUACAGAUGAUCCUCCUUUCGAUUUCACGCAUCAACGAUAAAUUCAUGAGACAACUACGAGUCAAAGCGAAUCGCUUUUAUUCCUUCCUUUUUGUUGUACGCCCACGUUGCUUCCGGCGCGAACCCUGCCGAAUACUCGAGAAAUAUUUUCUUAUGGCACACUUGGUAUAUGACGGAUAAUCGUUCGUUCGGGUUUCGCGAGUGAGCGGCGUAAUUGGUUAAACGGAAGGAAGUGGGGGAAAGAAGGAAAGAAAGGAAAGGAAAUUCGUACCAAAAAAGCCAAUGGCGGAAAGGCGAGCAAAUUCAAACCGAGAGUGAUUAACGAUGCUAGUCAAUUAGUAGCGGCAGAAGGCAGCAAAGGCAUUAAGACAUUGCCGAAGAAUAGUUGUUUUUUUUUUUUUUUCUUUUUCGUUCCAAGGGGCGAAAAGUAAGUCAGAAAGUCCAAAAGUCAGAUGAUUCGGUCUGUCGUCGCGAGAUUUUUUACGCUUUACGAUCGAAUAUUUUUCUCGACAAAAUGGAGAUCCUCAGCAGUAUAGUAAUUGUGAGUGGAUAGACUCAUAUUCUUUUCAAGUAUUCUUGAUUUGUUAAGACUGUCAGUGUUUGUUUCAUUACAGUUUUUGGCAAAUAUUCCUAAAUUAUUUUCACUUCGAAAAAUCCUAAGUUUUGAAGUAUAAAAAAUCAUUGGCGUAACUAAAAUUAUAAUUGAACCCUCCUCAUAAAUGUGAAACUCUACUAUUCUAAAAUUUUAAGAAUCUAGACUCCCAGAAUAUUAAAACAUCAAAAUUUCCGAAUUUUCUAAAUUUAAAAAAUACAAAUAAUGUGAAAUACAGAAUUAAAUUAAAAUUGGAGCUCUCUUUAUGGUCCGCCAUCUGCGGGUUAAGGUGCUAAGUUAUCGAACUUCGAUCGGGGCUAGUUUAUUAAUUUGUUAAUAAUUAAUGCAUCACUGUUUUAACCUUGCCGUUAUAUUUAAGUUUCGAUUAUUUAGAUGAGAAUUCAGUUAAAGUGUAACUUCAAAUGGAAUUUCGCAAAAUUCCUAAACAGUUUCACAUUUGUUGCUGCAGUAAAUUAAAAUAAAUUAUUGAAUAAUAAAAAACCUAUGAUCUUGUUACAUUUUUCACUAACUCAUUCUUUUGUUUGGUUAAUUAUAUUGCAGUAUCUAGUCCAAAAAGAGCAGCAGUUAUCCCUUGCUACAAAUAUCUUACUAUUAUCACUGUGAUUAAUGAAUUAAAGUUUUACAUAAAAUAUUCCGAGUAUGUUUCGAAUGUGACAUAUACGUAAAAUUGAAUAUCGUAAUAAAACUGUCAAUUUUUUGCGAAAUUCUUGCCCGAAAGAUCGUCGAAUAAGACCGAAUCAGCUGUUAUAGUAACGAUCGAAAACCUCAGCAUGGGAAGUGAUUUCGACUAGAAAUCGAAAGAUAAUAGCCGUGUAAUCGUGACGUCCUCAACCGCCGAGUUUCACGUUUUAUUUAUUUCAAGGAGGCGCGCCUAAUUAUUGUUACUAAAGAGAAACGUAAAAGUUGUGCACAGAAUGUAGCAAAGUUAAUAUAGAAGCGUAACUGAAAUGAACCAGCGAAAGAGUUAUUAAGUUGCGAUUGUAUUAUUUGUUAAACUAUUUGCGUAAAUUAGAUACGGCAUAAGCAUCGUGUUCACGUCGAAGAAGCUUAAGUGUCGAUAAUAUAUUCAAUUCUUCCCUCGA
This is a messenger RNA of Osmia lignaria (orchard mason bee), 6981 nucleotides long. It is a transcript of the gene stet, whose product is annotated as stem cell tumor. Gene Ontology annotation, molecular function: serine-type endopeptidase activity. NCBI's taxonomy places the organism in Eukaryota, Metazoa, Arthropoda, Insecta, Hymenoptera, Megachilidae. Gene Ontology annotation, cellular component: membrane. The record is from RefSeq and is a predicted model, not a curated record.